This is a messenger RNA of Grammomys surdaster, 4369 nucleotides long. It is a transcript of the gene Pigg, whose product is annotated as phosphatidylinositol glycan anchor biosynthesis class G. Gene Ontology annotation, biological process: GPI anchor biosynthetic process. Lineage: Eukaryota; Metazoa; Chordata; Mammalia; Rodentia; Muridae. The coding region runs from base 71 to 3025 and encodes 984 amino acids. The transcript has 13 exons. The record is from RefSeq and is a predicted model, not a curated record. Gene Ontology annotation, cellular component: endoplasmic reticulum membrane.
UCUGGGUGCGGGUUUGUGGCGCCCGCUGUUACACUUAGUUUUGGGCCGUCCCGCCCAGCGGCUGUGCAGAAUGCGGCUGGGCUCCGGGGCCUUCGCUGCCAGCUGCGUAGCGAUUGAGGUGAUCGGGGUCGCGAUCUUUAUUCGGGGAUUCUUCCCGGCUCCUGUUCGUUCCUUUGCCAGACCAGAGCACGGUGCAGAGACCCCAGCGCCCGAACCCGUAGCAGGAGUCAGUUCAAACUGGACAAAGCUGCCACCACCUCUCUUCAGCAAAGUGGUUAUUGUGCUGAUAGAUGCUCUAAGAGAUGAUUUUGUGUUUGGGUCGAAAGGUGUGAAGUAUAUGCCCUACACAACGUAUCUGGUAGAAAAGGGAGCGUCUCAUAGUUUUGUGGCUGAGGCAAAGCCACCCACAGUUACUAUGCCUCGAAUCAAGGCGUUGAUGACAGGAAGUCUCCCUGGCUUUGUUGAUGUCAUCAGGAAUCUCAAUUCUCCUGUGCUCCUAGAAGACAAUGUGAUAAGACAGGCAAAAGCUGCUGGGAAAAGAAUAAUCUUUUAUGGAGAUGAAACAUGGGUUAAAUUAUUCCCAAAACACUUUGUGGAAUAUGAUGGGACCACAUCGUUCUUUGUGUCAGAUUAUAUCGAGGUGGAUAAUAAUGUCACAAGACAUUUGGACAAAGUAUUAAAAAGAGGAGAUUGGGAUGUGUUAAUCCUUCACUAUCUAGGGCUGGAUCACAUUGGCCACAUUUCUGGGCCCAACAGCCCCCUGAUUGGUCAUAAGCUUAGUGAAAUGGACAGUGUGCUGAUGAAGAUUUACACUUCUCUGCUGUCAAAGGACAGAGAGACUCUCUUACCUAGUUUGCUGGUUCUCUGUGGUGACCAUGGAAUGUCUGAGACAGGGAGCCAUGGGGCCUCUUCCACAGAGGAAGUGAGCACACCUUUGCUCCUAAUCAGCUCUGCAUUUGAAAGGAAACCUGGGGAUAUUCGACACCCAAAGCAUGUUCAGCAGACUGACUUGGCUGCAACACUAGCAAUAGGACUUGGUUUGCCAAUUCCUAAAGACAGUGUAGGAAGCCUCUUAUUCCCAGUUAUAGAGAGAAAACCCAUGAGAGAACAACUGAGAUUUUUACAUUUAAACACAUUACAGCUUAGCAAACUAUUGCAAGAAAAUGUACCAUCGUAUGAAAAAGAUCCUGGAUUUGAGCAGUUUAAAAUGGCAGAAAGGUUGCAUGGAAACUGGGUCAAACUGCACUUGGAAGAAAACCAUUCAGAUAUUCUGCUUGGCCUGGGGACCAAAGUACUGAGGCAGUAUCUGGGUGCCCUGAAGACACUGAGUCUGUCCCUGAGCAAACAAGUGGCUCACUAUGACAUCUACUCAAUGGCAGUGGGGACACUCAUGGUUUUGGAGGUUCUCACUUUGUUCCUCCUUAGCACUCCACAUGUGCUGUGCAGAAAGGCUGAGCUGGAUGUUCCUCUGUUGUCUCCUGUGUUUUCUCUGCUCUUUUACUUGAUAUUUUUGGUUCUUUCGGCCAUUCAUGUCCUGGUGUGCACCUCAUCUGAGAGCUCGUGCUACCUCUGUAGCCUCCCGUGGCUGGCAGCAGGGGCUGUUAUGGUACUUGUUUCUGCGCUGUUCUGUGCAAUUUUGUCUACUCUUAUCAGGAUGGUCACUGACGGCACUCUGCUGAGGAAGAAUGCAGCUGAUGCCAGCUCAGGGUGGUCAGAGGUGAACCUCCUUCUUCUUCUGGGCACAGUAGGCCAUGUUCUGAGCCUGGGAGCCAGCAGCUUUGUGGAGGAAGAGCACCAGACGUGGUAUUUCCUUAUUAAUACUCUGUGCCUGGCUCUGAGCCAGGAAACCUGUAGGAGUUACUUUCUGAGAGAUGAAUGUGAACCCCAGUGUCACUUCCACGUGGAACACAAAUGUGUGAAUCCCCUUGCCUGUACUCUGCAGGACAGCACAAGCUACAGUAGCCCUGAGUCUGACAUAGCAGGUAAACGGGUCUCCUUACUGGAAGCACGAGGAAACUGCAAAUGGUGGACAGUGCUGGCAAGUCCAUGGCUGGUGCUGAUCUGCUGUCGGCUACUGCGGUCCUUGAACCAGACAGGAGUACAGGGAGCCCAUCGUCCUGACCUUAGCCACUGGCUUACUAGCUCUGACCACAAAGUACAGCUCUCAGGCCUGGCUGCCCUCUCCCUGGUUGUAAUCUUCAUGUUAGUUCAAAGGGGAUGCUCUCUUGUAUCCAAGGUGGCCCUAGCACUGGGGCUGCUGGGUGUCUUCUGCUACAGGGCAGCCAUUGGGAUUGUGCUGUUCCCAUGGCAACCAGACAACAAGGUCAUUUCAAAGGGAAUUAUUGAAGCUCGUUUUGUUUAUGUCUUUGUCCUUGGUAUUCUGUUCACUGGUACCAAAGAUUUACUAAAAGCACAAGUCAUUGGAACAGACUUCAAAACCAAGACUGUAGGCUUGUGGGAAAUACAUAGUGGAUUAGUUCUUCUGGCAGCUCUGCUCUUGAGACCACACAAUCUUCCAGUGUUAGCAUUUAGCCUCUUGAUUCAGACUGUAAUGACCAAGUUCAUUUGGAAGCCCCUGAGACAUGAUGCAGCUGAGAUCACUGUAAUGCAUUAUUGGUUCGGUCAAGCAUUCUUCUAUUUCCAGGGUAAUUCCAACAACAUUGCUACCAUCGACAUUUCAGCAGGCUUUGUGGGCUUAGAUACCUACAUGGAAGUUCCAGCCAUAUUCCUCACAGUAUUUGGAACAUAUGUAGGACCUGUGCUCUGGGCCAGCCACCUUGUGUACUUCCUGAGCUCAGAAGGAAACAAUGGUUCAGCACUGAGCCGUGCUUGCUUCUGCUAUGCACUGAUUUGCUCUGUUCCCGUUGCCACAUACAUUGUCCUGGUGACAUCUCUGCGCUAUCACUUAUUCAUAUGGAGUGUAUUUUCUCCAAAGCUUCUCUAUGAAGGAAUGCAUCUGCUCAUCACGGCUGCCAUUUGUGCAGUAUUCACUGCCACAAACCAGACUCGCCACAUGAGGGCUUAGGUGGAAAGAGGUGUUUGGAGCUGAUGUACUGUUCAGUUACGUUUGCAUCAUGGGUUUGAGUCUUGAACUGCUUAGACACAAGAUUAUUCUGAGGUGGAAAAAAAGCAUGUGACGUCUGUGAAAUGAGUGGAUGAUGUAAUCUUACUUAGAUUUAUAUUAAAUAGCAGAUUAACAAAAGACCACCUUAAAUACUUAUGUAUUAAAAUUUCCCUAUUGAUAAUCACUCUUCUGAAAUUUCAGAAAUUUUAAUUUCCUCUGAGUAAGUUGUGACUAUAUAUGCUUAAAUUGAUGGAAGAAAAAGUUCUGGACUUUGUCAUUAUAUUUAUCUCAGAGAGCCCAGGAGCCCUGUAGGAGGAGGUGUGUGUGCUACAGGGAUACAUCAAAGACCUCAGAAUUCUAAGAACUCUUCAAAUCAGAGCCAGUAGCAUUUGAAAUGAAAACUAAAUCAUUUCAAAGCAUUAUUCAUUUAAAAAAUAACGUGUUGGUGGACAAGGUAUAACAUACUUGCAUAAUCCCAGUACUUAAGAAGGCAGAACCAAGAAUAUUAUGAUUUCCAGACUGCUUAGGCUGCAUAGGUUAACCACAUCUCAACUCCUCCCCAUCAUCAAUAAAAACUAUUCUAUAUUAAUAUAACAAAAUAAUUAUAUUUUUCAAAACAAAUAUUUAAUGAGAAAAAUAAUAUUUGUUAUGUUUUUACAAAUGUCUUAAAUGACUCACUCAAUUGAAGACAGUUUGAAUCCACAUUUGAUCUGUUGUAAUUUAUAGUUGAAAAAUAAGGAAUCCAGCCUCACUCAAAUCUGUGGUUAGAAAAGUGUCUCUGUCAGCUUGAAUAUUGUGCUUUGAUACCAAAACAAAAAUUGGCAAGUGGUAUAUAGGAUCUUAUUGUUGUUGAGACAAGAUCUCUCAGAUUUUUGAUUCUGCCUCAGUCUCCCAAGUGUUAGAAUUACAGGUAUACAUCAGCACGCCUGGUUUCAGAUGUUAGCUCUUCCAAGUUAGUUGGAAUGAAAUGAGGGAGAUAGUCAAUGUGUGCAGGUUAAACGAGUGAUCUGAUUAGGGUCUUAUCUUCAGUUUAAAUAUAUUUCAGUCAUGUCAUAUUAAAGAGGCCUACCCUUGAGCCAGUAGAAUUGUGUCUAGAUCAUCAUGGACUCUGCUGACAACAGAACUGAUCUGCCAGGCAAGAUAUGCCCCUAAUAUGAUAGUAACAUGAAGAUUAUGGUAGUAACUAACCAUUUUAUGGUUGGUUUUGAAGCCUCCUCUGUAUCAUGCUGUGAACCUGAUCAAAAGCUCAUGGCCAGAGAGGUCAUAGGCUCUAAAAGAAAACCUGCUAGUGUUUCUCAAAAUGGA